AUGUCCAAAGACUUAGGUGCACACUUCAAGAAAUUCGAGAUGUGGUUGGAGUGGGCUGGCACGCGUGAGAUUGUCUUUCCAAUUCCCACCGACAAAGAUGGUAAUGAGCACCAAGGAUUCACGACACUCCACGAAAGAGACCCAGCUAUUGAAACGGAAAUACGUCGGCGGGUGAGGGAGCUCCAUUAUGCCCUCCAGGGCACGAAAACAAUAAACCCAGAAGUAGACCUUGAUUAUUCUCCGGCUAUGGUAGCGGCAGGUAGGAGUUUUCAUAUCGACCGGAGCUCGCGUUACAUCUACAAGCGUUAUUUGUAUGAUGUUUACGAUAUCCGUUCCGACCCGUCCAUUGAUAUCUUCGAUAUGUUGAACGGCUUCACCACCGUAACGAUCCCUCAUGAUGAGGAAAACCAUCCGACGCGGCAAUUCUUCGGUAUACACGAAACUAUGUGUAAGAUUGCCAUGGAUAUUAAGGCAGAGCAGCUUGCGGAAGAACAAGCAAUUGCAGCAAGAUCAGUGGCCCAAGAGCAACCUAUGGCACCCGGCGAGGGACAGGCCGCAGAAUCUAGGCCAGUUUCGCCUUUCCGAAAACGUGGUAAAGAAAAUCUUCAAAAAAUGAAGAGGCGUGUCACGAACCUGAUACCUGGUCUAUUCCUAAGUCGCCCUAAGAACGCUACCGACAAUGCCGAUAGAAAUAAGGAUUCUCUUCCAAUGCCGGGAUUACCGACGUAA
This is a messenger RNA of Orbilia oligospora ATCC 24927, 729 nucleotides long. RefSeq lists its product as uncharacterized. NCBI's taxonomy places the organism in Eukaryota, Fungi, Ascomycota, Orbiliomycetes, Orbiliales, Orbiliaceae. The transcript has a single exon. Bases 1 to 729 code for a protein of 242 amino acids. The record is from RefSeq and is a predicted model, not a curated record.